Messenger RNA from Lepus europaeus (European hare), 919 nucleotides. RefSeq names its product charged multivesicular body protein 2A (gene CHMP2A). The transcript is spliced from 6 exons. The coding region runs from base 179 to 847 and encodes 222 amino acids. The record is from RefSeq and is a predicted model, not a curated record. NCBI's taxonomy places the organism in Eukaryota, Metazoa, Chordata, Mammalia, Lagomorpha, Leporidae. Gene Ontology annotation, biological process: endosome transport via multivesicular body sorting pathway; late endosome to vacuole transport; protein transport. Gene Ontology annotation, cellular component: multivesicular body; ESCRT III complex.
GGUCGUUUGAUCCGGAAGCGGCGGCGGCGGCGGCAGAGGCGACAAACCGAGGGGCUGUCGUUGGUGGGCAAGCCGAGGAUUCGAGCGAGAGGAGCGUGACCCGGAAACGGAAGCAGGUCCUUCCCAGCUCUGCUAGGCUUCACACCUGCCCCGGGCUUGCUGGCAGGCUCCCACUACCAUGGACCUGCUGUUCGGGCGCCGGAAGACACCAGAAGAGCUGCUUCGGCAGAACCAGAGGGCCUUGAACCGCGCGAUGCGGGAGCUGGACCGUGAGCGGCAGAAGCUGGAGAUGCAGGAAAAGAAAAUCAUUGCAGACAUCAAGAAGAUGGCCAAGCAGGGCCAGAUGGAUGCCGUGCGUAUCAUGGCAAAAGACCUUGUGCGCACCAGGCGCUAUGUGCGCAAGUUUGUGUUGAUGCGAGCCAACAUCCAAGCAGUGUCCCUCAAGAUCCAGACCCUCAAGUCCAACAACUCAAUGGCACAGGCCAUGAAGGGAGUCACCAAGGCCAUGGGCACCAUGAACAGACAGCUGAAACUGCCCCAGAUCCAGAAGAUCAUGAUGGAGUUUGAGCGGCAGGCAGAGAUUAUGGACAUGAAGGAGGAAAUGAUGAAUGAUGCCAUUGACGAUGCCAUGGGUGAUGAGGAGGAUGAAGAAGAAAGCGAUGCUGUCGUGUCUCAAGUCUUGGAUGAACUGGGACUGAGCCUGACAGAUGAACUGUCAAACCUCCCAUCCACUGGAGGAUCACUCAGUGUGGCUGCUGGUGGGAAGAAGGCAGAGGCUACAGCCUCAGCCCUGGCCGAUGCUGACGCAGACCUAGAGGAGCGACUCAAGAACCUGCGGAGGGACUGAUACUGUGGAGCUGGGGCAAUGGAUACCCAGGGCCUUUACUAUGAUUCCUCUUUAAUAAAGAUCGGACACUAA